Rasamsonia emersonii CBS 393.64 is the source of this 1545-nucleotide messenger RNA. RefSeq lists its product as uncharacterized. Bases 1 to 1545 code for a protein of 514 amino acids. Gene Ontology annotation, molecular function: oxidoreductase activity, acting on NAD(P)H. Lineage: Eukaryota; Fungi; Ascomycota; Eurotiomycetes; Eurotiales; Trichocomaceae. The record is from RefSeq and is a predicted model, not a curated record. The transcript has 4 exons.
AUGGCGACGACAACGACCUGCGUUGCGACCCAGCAGCAGCCCGCUGCCGAGGCCAAGGCCGCGCGCUUUUUCCAGGACGAGAUCGUCAUCGGUAGGAGUCGAGAGGAGGCUGCCGUGGCCAGCGAGAAGACUGUCGUUGCGGAAUACUCAGCAAAAACGAACGGGGUUGUGCCGGAGACAGUCACGUCGGAAAUCCCAACCACUGCAGAGAAUGCAGUCAAUCAUUCUGACGGCGCAGCAGUGGAUAGCCCCGUCGCCGCCGAUGAUGCGCAUGUCAGUGUGAACGGAGUCAAGAACGACAGUCCCAGCACCGACAGUCAGCCAAACGGUACGGCCGUCGCAGAUCAACCCCAAGUGAACGGACACAGCGCCGACAGCCCCGUCGACAGUGUCGACAGGCUCUGCGUGGCCUCGACGCAACAGGUCCUGCUGCUGCACGCCCCCAAGGAGAAAUACACCCUCGUCACCGACCAUGCCGUGCCGUCCAUCAUCCACGACCGAGAAGUUUUAAUCAAGAUCUCUGCUAUCGGCCUUAAUCCCAUCGACUGGAAAGCUCCGGCUUUCAACUUCGGCAUUCCCGGCCUACCGUGGAUUUUCGGCCGUGACCUGGCCGGCACCGUCAUCCAGACCUCUGCCAACUCGCGGCUAAAAGUUGGCGACGUCGUGCUGGUGCCGUCGACCGACUACCGCGACAUCCGCAAGGCCGCCUUCCAGGAAUACGCCAUCGCGACCGACUACAACGCCGCCCGCAUCCCGGCCAAGACGUCCAUCCACGCCGGGGCCUCGCUGGGCGUGGCGUUUGUGGCGGCGGCGCUGGCGCUGGGCAUUUCGUUUGGUCUGGACUUUGGGAACUGUGAAAAGGUCCCGGGACCUGACCUGCUGCGCAUUCUCCGGGGGCUGGACCCGAAGGAGAUCCCGGAGGACGUCCGCGACGAGUGUCUUUCGUCCGUGUCGGACUCGGAGAGAGUUAAGCCUGGCGAGUGGGUUGCUAUCUGGGGAGCAUCCACUACAACCGGAUAUAUCGCCCUGCAACUGGCCAAGCUGUGCGGUCUCAAGGUGAUCUGCGUGGCGGACAUUGCUCGCCACGGCGCACGCCUGCUCGACGCGGGCGCCGACCUGCUGGUCGACCGGUACGACACGACGCGCGCGGUGGAGAUCGUCCGGGGCGUGACGCAGGGCCGGCUGCGCUUCGGCGUGGACAUGGUCGGACGCGAGACGGCAACGAUCCUGCAGCAAGCGCUGUUCGCGAGCGAGCACGACGGACCCGCGGCGCAUCUGAUCGGGCUGACGGGCAUGCCCAAGGAGAAGGACGCGCGCAUCCGGUACCACGCGGUGCCCAUCAAGAUCUUCCAUUCGUCGCCCGCCGUGGGCGAGAGCAUGGUGACAUGGGUGGAGCGUCUGCUAGAGACGAACUCGCUGACGCUGCCCGAGGUGAUUAUCCGACGGGAGGGCGGCCUGGCUGAUGUCAACGACGCAUUGGAACUGCUCCGGGAUGGAUCGGUUGGAGGGAAGAGGAUUGUCAUCGACAUGGGGGCACAGAAUUAA